AUGGAGGAGGUGGCCGCGCUGAGCAACGUUUCUGCCGCGCCCGGCAACGGAAGCGCGGGGAGCGGGCAGGGGACGGCGCCCUCGGCACCCGCGGACCUCCAGGAGGCGGCGCGGUGGGGCUGGUCGGGGGCGGCGCUGGCCUCGCAGGGCCUGCUGCUGCUCGCCAUCUUCGCGCUUUCCACGCUGGGCAACGGCGCCGUGGUGGUGAUCAUCGCUCGGCACCGGCAGCUCCGGACAGUUACCAACGCCUUCGUGCUGUCGCUGUCGCUGUCCGAGCUCCUGGAUGCCCUUCUGUGCCUGCCCUUGGCCUUCGUCAGCCUCUUCAGCGGGCGCCCACAUGGGGCCUGGCUCUUCGGGCGCCGCCUCUGCUUGGCCAGCGCCACCCUCCACGCUGGCUUGGGCAUCGCUGCCACCCUGACGAUGGCCCUGCUCUCCUUUGACCGCUACUGUGCCAUUGUCCGCCAACCACUGCAUAAAAUGGGCCGCCGAAGAGCCUCGCAGCUCCUGGCUGCUGUGUGGUUGGCCGCCCUGGGCUUCUCAGGGCCUUGGUACCUGCUGGCCCAGGAGGAGGAGGAAGAGGAGGAGCAGCCUGUCGGUUCAGACCCCCCUACCCCCUACCAUUGUAUGUAUGUGCUGCCUUGGGGCUCUUCCCAUUUGGGGCCCCCUUAUAGUGCAACCUUGAUUGUCCUUUGCUACCUGCUGCCCUUCGCCCUCAUGUGCUUCUGCCACUACAACAUUUGCCGGGCAGUGCGGCUGAGCGAGAGCAGGGUGCGCCCACUCACCACUUAUGGGCACCUCCUGCGUUUCUAUGGUGAGAUGCGCACGGCCACCACUGUUCUAAUCAUGAUUAUCUCCAUCAUCUGCUGCUGGGGCCCUUAUUGUAUAUUAGGCUUGGCUGCUGCAACGGGACACUUCUCCUUUUCCCCCACCGUAGACACUGUGGUAAGCUGGAUGGCCUGGGCCAACGGUGCCAUUAACCCUCUCAUCUAUGCCACCCGCAACCCUAACAUUUCUCUUCUUCUUGGGCGCAACCGGGAAGGAGGCUAUCGGACUCAAAAACCUGUGGCUGCCUAUUUGGCGGCUGUUCAGGGUCAUCGGCUGGAGAGCAAGAGCCGGGCAGAACGCUAUGCCAGCUAUGGGCAUGGCAACGGCGGCAAUGUAAAGAAUACUCUGACCUGCUCCAGUCCAGGCACUGGUAGAGAAGUGGCUAUGUGGGCUUUUAAGAACCCAGCUGUUCUUUUCUGCCGUGAUGCACAACCUGGUUCAGCGUCUGAUGUGGGCUUGCCACACAAAUCAGGCAAUGUUGAUACUUGCCUUUGA
This is a messenger RNA of Protobothrops mucrosquamatus (brown spotted pit viper), 1320 nucleotides long. RefSeq names its product G protein-coupled receptor 135 (gene GPR135). The coding region runs from base 1 to 1320 and encodes 439 amino acids. Gene Ontology annotation, biological process: G protein-coupled receptor signaling pathway. The record is from RefSeq and is a predicted model, not a curated record. Gene Ontology annotation, cellular component: membrane. Gene Ontology annotation, molecular function: G protein-coupled receptor activity. Lineage: Eukaryota; Metazoa; Chordata; Lepidosauria; Squamata; Viperidae. The transcript has a single exon.